AUGUCUGUGGCCGCCGAGUGGCGAAAAAUUUUCCGCGCCCGCGCGUUCCUGCGCGCGCAGACAUUGAUCAGUGUCGGGGCCUACCGCGCUGGUCCGGUGUUCGUUGUUGCUUGUGCCGGCCGGGCAAACAAAAAAAAAAAAUUCGCCCGCGCGCUGCGCGCGCGGCAAUUUACCAAAGCCGGGGGCAACAUACAUACAGAGUCCGCCCGAGGCCGGUUUGCCGAUCGGGCAGAGUUUUUUUCUCCGCCCGCGCGUUGCGCGCGCGAACCUUGACGAGGGUCGGCGCUGAGGCAUCGCGCUCGGCGCUUCUGUGUCGGCUGCGGAAAAAACGAAAUUUUUCGGCCGCGCGCGAUGUUGGACGGGGCCGCGGCACCUCGUUCGGCGGUUCUUCGCCGGCUGCACAAAAACGCGCCCGGCGCUGCUUCGUCGGGCCCGACGCUGCUGCGCCGGGGGCGCAAAAUUUUUUUCUCGCCCGCGCGCUGCGCGCGCGAUUUUAUCAUGCUGCCGAGCCUGCGCCAGAUUGUUCGGCGCCUCGCCCCCCUUUGCGCUUGGCGAAAGUUUUUCGUCGCUCGCGCGCGGCGGGCUUUCAUGUUUUUCCUCGCUCGCGCGGCGCCUUACCGCCUGACGCUCAGGCGGUAACGCGCCGGGCGGAUUUUUGUCUUUUCAGCUUGGCAAUUUUUUUUUCGGGCUUGAAAAAAUUCGGGGCGCCCAUUUCGCGUAAACCUGGCGGGCCCCGCCCCCCCUCAUUUCGAGCAUGUGGUAGUUGCGCUCUUUCGCAACCCUCCCGGGGCCAAGAUUUUUUCUCUGUUCCUCGACGCAGCAUUUCUGCGAUUUUUCUUCGUCAGUCUCUUUGGGCCCGGCCCGCGGGCUUUUGAAGUUUGAAGAUAGAUUAGGCGGGCGGACUUUUGGGGUAGGGGGUGCGUGCCUUGCCAAGUAAAAAAACGAAGAAAGACGCUGGGCGGGUGUAGGAAUAAGUUGGGGAAGUGCAGCUUGGCUGCAAUUUGGGUGGUAGGUCGGGGCUGUGUAACUCUUCUCUGGAGAUGCGAAGCGGCGCGCGCCUCUUCGCAUCCCCACGCGCACAUCUGUAGCUCCCAGAAAUCGAUCGCUUGUCUGUCGUGGGGCGGGCGACGAUGCUCGUCGCUUCGAGCACGACCGCCAUCUCCUGCAGGUCCGAAACGCGCUUCGGGGUUUCCGGCGCUGGAUCUCCGUGUGAAGCGGAGCCGGACUAUAGAGGAAGGAAUUAGCGACGGAGACGGACUUUAGGGGCCAGCUUUGGGGGGCAAAACUAGCGAUGGAAAGUGGGGUCGGGUGCGAAAGGUCGGGCGUUAGAAGGCCGCGUCGGGCGGCGUGUUGGGGCUUCGUCGUCUAAGAUGGUCUUCUCGGAUUUCUCUCCACAUCAGGAGCCCCCGUACCAGAGAAAUGAGCAGGUGCGUGGACGAGG
Amoebophrya sp. A120 is the source of this 1441-nucleotide messenger RNA. NCBI's taxonomy places the organism in Eukaryota, Dinophyceae, Syndiniales, Amoebophryaceae. The record is from the annotation of a GenBank genome assembly.